AAACUCAGGUGGUUCUGUGAUGAUUCUCCAUUGUUUGUUUUGUUUUCUUUUCUCCAACUUAUUGAUUAGUGUUUGCAUCUGCGCCCGCUGCUUUCGGCGACCAUUUGUGAAAGAAAAGUUGUGUUGUGUUGCAUUUACUAACGCAGGGUUGAUUCUUCGCAUGGAGUAGUUACAACAGAGCGUGCAAAAUGCUUACUCCACGCUUUAAGUUGUCUCAGGAUGAGAACCACGUGUUUAUCACGGUCCACGCUCCGUACACCAACGUGCGGGAUACAGAGGUGGAGGUGGACGGGGAGAGCCUGCUGUUCGUGUCCAGCCCCUACUUCCUGCGGCUGCAGCUGCCCGGCAAGAUCGUCGAGAAUGAGAAAUCCAAAGGUUCGUACAAAGCUGAUUCCGGCGAUUUCGAACUUACCUUCGACAAAGAGACGCCCGGCGAACACUUUGAGAACUUAGACAUGAUCACCAGCCUGCUGGCGCCCCGCGAUAUACCUAAUAUUAACCCCGAUUUAGUGGAAAUGCUUGAAGAAGGCGGCAUCACUAUAGAUGACACUCCAGAUAAUGCUGCCGUUAAUAAAUACGCAUAUGGAUUCGGGAAUAAAAUUACCAAUCAGUUUUCCCGCAUUGGUAAGGAGUUCCCGCAGAUAUUUGAACUGAAAGAACCUGAAACUGUCUCGAUUGAUGAGCGUAAUUUCUUCCGCACUGAUCACGAAGAAGACAAAUUUUCAUCAGAUCACUAUUUAGCAGAUUUCUUUGAUGAGGAGCUUCUUGCACCGUAUCUCGCUUAUACACAAGUGUGGAAUAAACCUGACUUCAACAAGGAUGCAGAUUUUACUGAUGAUGAGGUGACUUUACUGAAAGAAAUUCCGAAUAAGCAUUUCUUAUUUACUCAAAGUGAGUAUAAGGGAGUUCUCCUAGGCUUGGUAGAUAUACUAUAUGGGUACUGCUAUGACAAGCGGACUACACUGAAUGACAGCACGGUGGAGUCAAACUGGACCAUCAAUAAGCUGUCGGCUACUCUGAGCUGGUUCUGCACAUUCAAAGACAUGAAGGAAGUAAUGGUGGCAUGCUACAGAAGGGCACUCAUCUACCCAAUAUUCCGCAACUUUGAACUAUGCCAAGUAGUCAAGAACGACAUAAAGACACUGCUACAGAAAGGCAAGAAAUACAUAAUAAAGUGUAUGAUUGAUAUCCAUCAUUUGUUCAACAAAAGCAAUGAUGCCCGCUACAUUCUGAACCAAUUAUACAUACAAGACUACCUUGUCUUUCUACAGAAGUGCAGGAGUGAGGAGCUUGAUGAAUUAUCCAAAAAUAUAGCAAAUAUUGAAGUCAGUAAGAAUGAUGUUGACUUAGAACUAGAGGAGCUGGAAGAGGCAGCUGAUUGCGUUCAACAAGAAAACGAAAUAUCUGUUGUAGAGAAUGAAAUGGCUCUCAAAAUGGCAUCCAUGUCCCUUUUGCCCGACUUAAAAAAAGGGAACCUGUUUGUUUCCGACAGUGAUGACAGUGACUCAUCCAGUGAUGACGACACUGAUUCAACUUCUGAGUCGAGCGAGUUGGAUUCAGAUGAUGAUCCCUCCUGAUAUUUCUUUGUCAACUACCAUGUGCUUUACUCCACAAGGAGUAACACCAAGAUGGAGUGAACAUGGAAUAGUGAUAUAGAGACCAGUUAUUGUGAUUGUGGAAAGAAACUCUAAAAGAGACAAGUGAUUUGAAGUGAUUUUAUCAAUGGCAAGUUGACUUAUAUUUUACUUAAUACUUAUAUGAUAUUGUAUAGCAAAGUUAUUUACCCAUAUUGGUAUUCAAAAAGUAUAUUCUAUUUUAAAACAUAUUAUAUUAAUGUAUGUUUACAUAGAUACUAGAUAAGAAAUACAAAGAGUAGACUUAAUUCAUAUUUUAUUCAAAUUAAAUUUCAUAUAACACUUUUUAGAUGUUAUUAACUGUUCACAAAUUCUUUAUACAUUACUUAAAUAUAAAAUAAAUGUAUCAAUAUAUCA
Plutella xylostella (diamondback moth) is the source of this 1991-nucleotide messenger RNA. Its product is annotated as protein SHQ1 homolog. The record is from RefSeq and is a predicted model, not a curated record. Gene Ontology annotation, biological process: box H/ACA snoRNP assembly. Lineage: Eukaryota; Metazoa; Arthropoda; Insecta; Lepidoptera; Plutellidae. Gene Ontology annotation, cellular component: nucleoplasm; cytoplasm.